Molecule: messenger RNA, 2583 nt
Organism: Molossus molossus (Pallas's mastiff bat)
Lineage: Eukaryota; Metazoa; Chordata; Mammalia; Chiroptera; Molossidae
Product: pentatricopeptide repeat-containing protein 1, mitochondrial-like
Exons: 9
Coding region: 128-2239 (703 amino acids)
Biological process (GO): tRNA 3'-end processing
Cellular component (GO): mitochondrial matrix
Molecular function (GO): protein binding; tRNA binding
Source: RefSeq, a predicted model, not a curated record
AGGAACUCUGGAUUCGGGGUCCGAGCGGGGACAGGCCAGAGGAACAGCGAGUGUCGCACCAGGGUUGAGCCGUGGGCGGCCGUUGAGGAAAACGAGGCUCUAAAGGCCCUGGAGGUAAAAGCCAGCGAUGGACCUGAUGAGACUUGCCCAGCUCUUCGUCAGCCCCCGCUCCCUGUCCAUCCUGCAACACCUUGACCCUCUCAAAGCCAGGUGGGCAGGAGGUAGGGAGGGGCCUGCAUGGCUGAGGGCCAUGGGGCCGACUGGGCCAAUACCAGCAGCCUGUAGCAGCUCCCUCUCUCAGCUGCCCCUCAGCCAGGGGAGCCAGAAGAACACACGCAGCCUCAGCUCUGAUCCGAGCCAGCCCAGCUCCAUGGCCACCCAGGAGGAAGAAGAGGAAGAGAGCUUUGGGACUCUUUCCAAUAAAUACUCCUCCCGGAGAAUGUUCCACAAAUCGACAGCCCAGUUGUAUAACCUACGGCUCAAGGAACAAGAUCAAGAAGAUAAGGAAAGGGAGCUGGAGCCAAAAUCAUGGCAAGGCCGGAGAAACACCCCUUACUGGUACUUCUUUCAGUGCAAACACCUGAUCAAGGAAGGAAAGCUGGCUGAGGCCCUGGACCUGUUUGAGAGGCAGAUGCUUAAGGAGGAGCGACUCCAGCCCCUUGAGUGCAACUACACGGUGCUGAUUGGGGGCUGCGGGCGGGCCGGCUACCUGAAGAAGGCUUUCAGGCUCUACAGCGAUAUGAAAAAGCGGGAUCUGGAGCCCUCAGAUGCCACCUAUACAGCCCUGUUCAAUGUCUGCGCUGAGUCCCCCUGGAAGGACUCCGCUCUGCAGAGUGCCCUAAAGCUACGGCAGCAGCUGCAGACCAACAACUUCCAGCUCAACUUGAAAACAUAUCAUGCCCUGCUGAAGAUGGCUGCCAAGUGUGCAGACCUUAGGAUGUGCCUGGAUGUGUUCAAGGAAAUUAUUCAUAAAGGGCAUGCGGUCACAGAGGAAACCUUCAGUUACCUGCUCAUGGGCUGCAUCCAGGAUAAGAAGACAGGCUUCCGAUAUGCCCUACAGGUGUGGAGGCAAAUGCUGAGUCUGGGGCUGCAGCCCAGCCGGCAUGGCUACAACCUACUUUUGGUGGCAGCUCGGGACUGUGGCCUGGGGGACCCAGAAGUGGCCUCAGCACUGCUCCUGAGGCCCAGGGAAGAGGUGGUGCCACUCCAGCCCCCGGCAGGUGGGCGGCAGGCAAGGAGGAAAGCCCAGGCCGGGACAAUUGACAGAGUGUCAGCUAAGUUGCAGGUGGAGACCCUGGAGAGGCAGCUGUUUCUGGAACCUUCUCAGGCACCUGAGAGGCCUCCAGAGCCUCGGGAGGACAGAGUCCCCAGCAAGGCCCAGCCCGAGAUGGACCCUGACCACACUGUGGCCCUUGCCUCCAUGACCUCUCAGCUGCUUCCCAGGGGGCUGGAGGUCAACCUCCUGAGUCUGGGGGUGGUUCCUCCCAUUGUGGUCUCCUUUGGGACUGUGACCACCUCAGCUGACAGGCUGGCUUUGAUGGGGGGCCUGGAGGGCUUCCUGGGCAAGAUGGCAGAGCAUGGACUCCGGCCUGACAUCAAAACCCUUACGCUGCUGGCUGAGGUGGUAGAUCCCAGUAGCCCUGCGGAGUCCUCGCUGCUGACCAUCCUGGACACGCACCAGGUGGAGGCCGAUGUGACAUUCUUCAACACUCUGAUGAGGAAGAAGAGCAAGCUGGGCGAUCUGGAGGGGGCGAAGACGCUGCUGCCAGUGCUGGCAAAGAGGGGAAUCGUCCCCAACUUCCAGACAUUCUGCAAUUUGGCCAUUGGGUGCCACAGGCCACAGGAUGGUCUGCAGCUGCUGGCAGACAUGAAGAAAUCCCAGAUGACCCCCAACACCCACAUCUAUAGCACCCUCAUCAAUGCAGCCCUCAAGAAGCUGGACUACACCUAUCUCAUCAACAUCCUGAAGGACAUGAGGCAGAACAGAGUCCCAGUGAAUGAAGUGGUCAUCCGCCAGCUGGAGUUUGCAGCCCAGUACCCCCCCACCUUUGACCGGUACAAAGGAAAAAACACCUACUUGGAGAAAAUUGAUGGUUUUCGAGCUUAUUAUAAGCAGUGGCUGAAAGUGAUGCCAGCAGAUGAAACCCCCCACCCAUGGCAGAAAUUCCGGACCAAGCCCAAGGGGGACCAAGACACUGUUCCUGAGGCGGAUAUGGACAGAGGCCUUGGGGGCAGGUGAUGGGGAGACCCAAGAGGACCUCCAGCAGAGCUGGAACAGAGUGCACAGUUUUCACAGCACUUUGUGGGAACUCCAGAAGUCCCUUUCAUAUUAAAGACAAAUGAAUGUGCUGGUGUAGUCUCAAGCAUGACAAAGUUUGGCCAGAGUUAAGAGCUGCAGUAUUUUGUACAAUGACAAAUGCUGGGCCUAGGGUGUCUGACAAGUUCACGACAGACAACACAGCUUGGGCCACUUCGGCACAUCAUCUCAGGCUGUCCUCACCUGAGAGGUUGUCAUCCCCAUGACUGAUAAGGAAAGUGAAUUUGAUCACGGUCACCUGGUACCUAAAGAGGUUGGAGUCGGGA